Glycine soja is the source of this 1004-nucleotide messenger RNA. RefSeq names its product transcription factor MYB1R1-like. Gene Ontology annotation, biological process: response to gibberellin; response to auxin; response to ethylene. NCBI's taxonomy places the organism in Eukaryota, Viridiplantae, Streptophyta, Magnoliopsida, Fabales, Fabaceae. The transcript is spliced from 3 exons. Gene Ontology annotation, molecular function: DNA binding. The record is from RefSeq and is a predicted model, not a curated record. The coding region runs from base 204 to 824 and encodes 206 amino acids.
UAAGCACGUGAAGAAGGACAGCGCUAGCGAGAAACAAACCAACCCUGAAAUCCAAAUCCGAAUCCAACCCUCUCCAACGUCACUCUCACCCUCUCUCUGUUUUCUGUCUCUUCUUUCUUUUAUCACACAACAACAUACACACGCCCUCUUCUUCUUCCUUGCAUGGACUAACUCAGAGACUAAACCAUACCAAAAAAAACAACAUGUGUUCCGCAGAGAAGGACGGGAUCAUGCUCUUCGGCGUGCGCCUCUCCGUCGUGGAUAACCACCCCACCUCCUUCAGAAAGAGCGCUAGCAUGACCAACCUUUCUCAGUACGAGUCUCCACCACCGCACGAUCCCAACGCAGGGUAUGCCUCAGACGACGUCGUUCACCCCUCCCGUCACACCCGCGAACGCAAGCGAGGGGUUCCGUGGACGGAGGAAGAGCACAGGUUGUUCCUGCUGGGAUUACAGAACAUCGGUAAAGGAGAUUGGAGAGGGAUUUCUAGAAACUUCGUGAAGACUCGUACGCCUACACAGGUUGCUAGUCAUGCUCAGAAGUACUUCCUCCGCCGUCACACCCAGAACCGCCGCCGCCGGAGAUCUAGUCUCUUUGAUAUCACCACCGACUCGGUGAUGGAACCGUGGCCGGAGAAGGAAGAGGAACAAGUGGUGUUGCCGUCAGCUAGGUCGAAACCGGUUCUGCCGGUGCCUCCGUCGUCGAAGAUGGCUGAGUUGGACUUGAGUGGGAAGUCGCUGUCGCUGAAGCUUCCGGUAUCCAAGCCACCUAUUUCUAAAGAGAAUUUUGGCGGGAUACCAUUAUCGGUGUUGCUUGAAGGUUAAUUAAAUGCGGUCUUGAUUGAAUUUUUGCAUGUAAAAUUGGAAAUAUACUAGUAUUAUUGAAGAGUUGGAAUUUAGAAGAGGGUUAGAGAAUUAUUAAUUAUUGAAAUGUAUGUGUAUAUUUUUCUUUGAUGAGUUUUCUCUUCUUUUUUUUUAAUGAGUAAAUGUAUGUGUAUAUGAAUA